Messenger RNA from Styela clava, 1394 nucleotides. Lineage: Eukaryota; Metazoa; Chordata; Ascidiacea; Stolidobranchia; Styelidae. The record is from RefSeq and is a predicted model, not a curated record.
UUGUUAUCGUUUACAUAUGUUCAUGUUUCGCAAGGAUUGUUCCUUACCAAUAGCCAGAAUAUUCGAAAAUAUAUUCUCUGAAAGUAUUGUUCCGGUUCAGGAAAGUACCUCCAGUCACAACUCCAGUGACUGUUCAAAGCUGAGAGUUCUGCUUACCAUACCGUUUUGAGAUAGAAAAACUACCGUAGGUUACGGUAUCUGGUCAAUUUGGCAAGUCUGUUUAGAGUUAAUCGAAGAAAACAAUAGGAAACAUGAGUGAUUCUCGGGAAAAUACAUAUUUUAAAGAUUGUUUUGCUGAAUUUAAUGAGUACAGAAAAGCUGGUCUAUAUUGUGAUUUUACGAUCAAAGUUGGUUCAGAAAAAUUCCGAGUGCAUAAGAUUAUUUUGUCUACUGCAACUGAUUAUUUUAAAUUAAUGUUCCGCCAUGAGACUGUUGAGACUCUGUCAGGAGAAGUUGAUAUCCAUGGAUUCAGUGCGGAUACUAUUGAGAAAGUUAUCGAGUAUAUCUAUACUUCCAAAUUCCCUAUUGAUGAGACAUCUGAUAUCGCAUCAUAUAUGCAGGCUUCACAUUUCUUACAACUCACAAAAUUAUGUGGUAUUGUCACUGAAUACCUGGAACAUAAUUUGGGUCCCAAAUCUUACUUCAUCACCAUAAAUAUCUCGAAGUUGUACGAUCUGAAACAACUCGAAGAGAAAUGUGAUAAAAUUGCUUCCAACAGCUUCACAAAAAUUGCAGUACUGGAUGAAUUCAAGGAAAUAGAUGAAAAACGGUUGAUGGGAAUGAUCAAGGCCAGGGAAAACACGGCAACUGAAGAUGAAAAAUGCUUGGCUUUGAUAAAUUGGACAAAAUUUGAUGAGAAGAAUCGUUCAAAGCGGUUUGUCAAAUCUUUCAAGCAAUUUGAUUUGACUAAGAUGUCGCUCACAUUUCGCAGAAAUCUCCUGGAGAAAGAUAGCCUGAUUGCUGCAAAUCCUGAAACUUUACGAAUUGUAGCAUUGUCAAUAAUUGAUGACAAGGCUCCUACAUCGAGCAUUUCUGCAUCAGGUUCUUCUGCAUCAAGUUCAGAAGAUGACGCGUUGGUCGUUUUUGACAAAACCUCUUUCCAUCUACAACAUUUCAAUCCAAGGUCAAAUGAAUGGAAGCAAAUACAGGUAAGCAUCAUCAGCGUUGCAUGACUAACUGAUCAAACUGAAGCACCUAUUUUGCAAAUGGCAGGUCAUGAUCUUUGCAAAUAUACCAAAUAAGCUUAUUAUAGUGAAGAAAUAUUUUCAGCAAACUUUUGUAACGGCUGAAAUGAUUUUUGUUUUGGAACAAGGCCCCACACCCCAAUCGAACCAUUUUUCUUGCCCACAUGGUAGGCUAAAAUUUUGUUUACAGUUUUUGAUUGAUAAAGACGG